AUGAAUCUACGUCAAGUAUUUAGUUUAACCCUGCUGCCCAGUUUAUAUGUUUUGUUUGUUUUAUUAAUUGAAUUUGUGGAGAAUGGUGUUGCCCAAAAUCCCGAUCCUUUAUUCGAAUUACCCGUACAACUAGUCGGCUUUCCAGUGAUUGUAUUGUCUGUGCGUCUUUCGCAAUUUGCCAAAAAGUUGGCAUAUUCUUUGAAUCCAAAUACUUAUCGUGCUCGCAGCAAACGUGAUACCGCUUUAUUAGCCUACGAUGCUGAUAUUGCUCAAAAGGAAAUUUUACGCGAAUUUGGUUCCAGAGCUUGCAUCUUGGAAGAACCCUGUCGCAUACAUGCUUCACGUCCCGGACGUGCUUCCCAAACUCAUCUUAAUUGGCAAGAAGUUUUCAGUAACUACAAAGUGCAAUCAACCGGUAUGAAACAAUGGUAUUUGCUGUCUUUAUUCAUUGGUGAUGCUGUGCGUGAUGUACCCCUGUGCCAUUUGUUGGCUAAGAGAAUGCCAUGUCCAGGCACUGGUCCCCUACCUCCACCCCAGCCACGUUAAAUAUUUUAUUAACAUAAUUUGUUAACAUCUCAACUUCCAAGUCGACGAAUAUGAACAUGGCCUUUUGUUUUGCCAUAAAAAGCAACAAACAUUUGUCAAAAUAAACCUCAAUUUCUAGACAAGCUGUGUAGCUAAGCUGCAUUAAAAGAGAGUCUCACCUUUAGAUGACUCAAAUGGUAACCAAAAAAAAAAGCAAAAAGGCAGAGAAGAGGUGGAA
Molecule: messenger RNA, 763 nt
Organism: Calliphora vicina (urban bluebottle blowfly)
Lineage: Eukaryota; Metazoa; Arthropoda; Insecta; Diptera; Calliphoridae
Exons: 4
Coding region: 1-546 (181 amino acids)
Source: RefSeq, a predicted model, not a curated record